UGACAGUUGUACCCUUAGUCGAUCUGUGGUGCGGCCGCGGCGUCUGCGCAGUCGGCUGCGGGAAAUCGCGAUACACGCACACGAUCUGCGCAUGCGAAUAUUUCGUGCUAUUGUGAAUUUGGGAUUUUUUUCUUCUCUAGUAAUAUAUUUGAUUAAUUAGAAAAAGACAAGAUGGCGAAUUUAAUAGUAAAUUCGACGCAGAGCGUUUUAAAGGACACAUAUGACUAUUACUUAUGGACGUUAUCAUUGUCAGAUAGCAGAACCAAAGGAUGGCCGCUAGUCGAUUCACCAGCACCGACAGUGUUCUACACAUUAACAUAUUUAUUUAUUGUGUGGAUAGGACCAAAGUUAAUGAGGAACCGGCAACCAUUCAAACUGACCUGGUUAUUGGUCCCAUACAAUUUAGCCAUGGCAUUACUAAAUGCGUAUAUAGCAAUCAGACUACUGACUGCUUCAUUUAGACUCAGAUAUAGUUAUAUUUGUGAGCCUUGCAGGCAAAGAUAUCAUCCGGAUGAAUUACAAAUAGCAGACGCUGUUUGGUGGUACUAUUUUUCCAAACUGCUAGAAUUCUGUGACACUUUCUUCUUCAUUCUGAGAAAAAAAGAUGAACAACUAACAUUCCUACACGUGUACCAUCACUCCACCAUGUUCUCCUUCUGGUGGAUCGGGAUCAAAUGGGUGCCGAGUGGAUCGACUUUCUUGCCGGCCAUGGUGAAUAGCAGCAUCCACGUGCUAAUGUACACAUACUACGGACUGUCAGUCUUGGGGCCGUCAGUCAGCAAGUUCCUCUGGUGGAAGAAAUACCUUACAAUUUUGCAACUGAUUCAGUUCACAUGUGCCCUAAUUCUUGGAAUCAACGGCGUAAGAACCGGCUGCGAGUUCCCAUUAUGGAUGCACUACGUACUUAUUCUUUACAUGAUUUCCUUCAUCGUUCUCUUCGGAAAUUUCUACAUGAAAGCUUAUCUUGCAAAGGGCAGCAAAUGUAUGGAAGUGAGAUAUGGACAAUGCCUCGACGAUGAGGCAACCAUCGCCAAAAGGAAACUGAAAAACAAUUAAACCUCUUAAUUUAUAAGUUUAUUUAUUGUCCAAUAUAAUAAGGAGUAAUUUAAAUGUAUUGAUAAGAGAAAAUUAAAUUAAUAAUUAAUUAAUUUAAUAUUAUUUAACAUUAAUUAAUUAUUAAUUAUUUCUAAAGAAAUGUUGAGGAGAUAAUAAAUUUGUUAUUACUUGUUUUA
Messenger RNA from Galleria mellonella (greater wax moth), 1232 nucleotides. Its product is annotated as elongation of very long chain fatty acids protein 4-like. The record is from RefSeq and is a predicted model, not a curated record. Gene Ontology annotation, biological process: sphingolipid biosynthetic process; fatty acid elongation, polyunsaturated fatty acid; very long-chain fatty acid biosynthetic process. Gene Ontology annotation, molecular function: fatty acid elongase activity. The coding region runs from base 172 to 1056 and encodes 294 amino acids. Gene Ontology annotation, cellular component: endoplasmic reticulum membrane. The transcript is spliced from 7 exons. NCBI's taxonomy places the organism in Eukaryota, Metazoa, Arthropoda, Insecta, Lepidoptera, Pyralidae.